AUGCUCUUCAGUCUCGCUUCUAUCCUCUCCUUCCUCGCCCUCUCUUCCCUUGCCUCCCCGGUAGCGAAGCCUCGAUCCCAAAUUGCCAAGCGCAGUUCCAACCUGCGUAUCAAAGCUUACGCCGACGGACAAUGUCUGACGGGUGCAGGCGGCAAGUGGGGCAUCGGCACUGAGCUUACCUACGGGGACUGUGACUCUGCUCCUACCUGGACUGUCAACAGCACCGCUGGAAGUAUUGGCAGUAUCAUCAUGGAGCCUGCCAACAUUACUCCUCAGUUGGCUUUGGAUGCCGGUGACGGCACGACCAACAACGAGAAACUUACGCUUCAAAAGUCUUCUCCUGGUCUCUUCCAACAAACCUGGCUCUACACGGAAGACAACCGCAUCGCCCUUACCGGGGGUGACAAUGUCUCUUCUGUCACCGAAGAGUAUCAGUGCGUUGACCACGGUGACGACGGCCCUCAGACUUAUCAGUGUUUCACCGGGAACACUAACCAGAGUGAGUAA
Cryptococcus wingfieldii CBS 7118 is the source of this 507-nucleotide messenger RNA. RefSeq lists its product as hypothetical. NCBI's taxonomy places the organism in Eukaryota, Fungi, Basidiomycota, Tremellomycetes, Tremellales, Cryptococcaceae. The coding region runs from base 1 to 507 and encodes 168 amino acids. The record is from RefSeq and is a predicted model, not a curated record. The transcript is spliced from 3 exons.